Eurytemora carolleeae is the source of this 2701-nucleotide messenger RNA. Its product is annotated as MAGUK p55 subfamily member 5. Gene Ontology annotation, cellular component: adherens junction; plasma membrane. Gene Ontology annotation, biological process: generation of neurons; protein localization to plasma membrane; establishment or maintenance of polarity of embryonic epithelium. NCBI's taxonomy places the organism in Eukaryota, Metazoa, Arthropoda, Copepoda, Calanoida, Temoridae. Gene Ontology annotation, molecular function: protein binding. The record is from RefSeq and is a predicted model, not a curated record.
AAUUUUUUUUUAGGUUCUAACUCUAUAGGAUGACAGAAACGAUGCAGUUGAAAAAGCAAAAUUCAGGUGGGUACGGGAGCAGUGGAUCAAGCCAAGAGAAUAUUAGUAGUAAAGUUUACAGUUCCGCCAACUAUAAUACCAUCAUGGUGGAGUUCGAAAACGGGAAUAGGGAGAUGGCGGUAGACGUCCCAGCAUCCUUUAUUGCUCAAGCAAAAACUCCGCCAAGGUACCCUCCUUCGAACCCUAGAUACCAAGCAACCUUGUCCACCUUCUCCCCCAGGGGGACGGAGCAGAACUCCAGCACCUCCAGCAGGCAGAGCAAAGAAUCAUCAAGCAAUGGAUCUAUAGGAAUGGGCCCACCUCCCACCGGGUCCCGCGAUCAUUUAAAGAUCGAGAAGGAUGGUCGAUUGAUCAACAGAGCCCCGGCUCCAGAUCUUCCGGGUCGAGACGGACGUGGCGGAGAGGAUAGCCGCCACUCAGGCCGGUCAUCAGGACAGGCGGAGCUUCUUAACGGUAGCAGUCAACCCCACUCAGCAGAUUACAGCCCUGUAUUGAAUGGACUGAAACCAUCCCAAGCACAAUAUGAUAGGAUAGCUAAAUAUACACAGGAAUUGAAACAGCAUAAAACAAAUCAUGAUGCCAAACUUCUAGAAGAAGCUGUUCUUCGCUCUUCACUCAGAAACUCUGCAAGGUUGCGAGCUCUUGAGAAUUCAUCGAAUAUGUCUUCCACAAAUAAUAACUAUAAAGGUGUUAAUAAUCCUGGUUUUUCUACACUUGGUGAGGAAACCCCACAGGUGUCCCUGGGUCAGGUGCACAGCGCGCUUAACAGAUUGAAAAACGUGCUCCCGCGCUCUUCUCUGGACGCGCUCUACGGAGUUGCGGAACUUAUUCAAACGCCAGAGUUUGAAAUAGGUCUGGAUGUGUAUAAUAAACUCCAGUCAGUUUGGUGCUACACUGUACCUCCUCCAGCUGUUUGUGUAGACGCACAGGAACUGGCGGAGGAUUGUCUAUCCCUGUCAGAUGGCGGAGCUGGAACUGGUCUUGAACAUGAACCCGCCGCGGCGGAACUAGCAGCAAUACUCAGGAAGGAAUCUUUGGAAGGACUUCUUUACGCUCAUGAUAAACUGGCGGAGAGAUACUGUUUACUUAAUUCUCUUGGAGAAGAAGAUGUAAUCUUAGACAGGGUUUCCCACUACGCUGAGCCAAAUAUAAAGGUGGUUAAACUAGAGAAGACGAGUGAACCCCUUGGAGCCACGGUCAAGAAUGAAGGCGAGGCAGUUAUUGUCGGCCGGAUAAUACGGGGCGGAGCAGCGGACAGAUCGGGACUACUGCAUGAAGGAGACGAAAUUCUAGAGGUGAAUGAGGUUGAACUGCGUGGUAAGAACGUAAACGAAGUGUGUGAUAUCCUGGCUCGAAUGACCGGAACUCUGACCAUGCUGGUCGUUCCUAUACCUCUUGACUCAGAGGACGGACGGGGUAAGGUUCCAAUUCUUCAUCUGAAAGCACAGAUCGAUUAUGAGGCAGAAGAGGAUCAAUAUGUUCCAUGUAGGGAGCUAGGGAUAUCCUUUCAUAAAGGAGAUAUCCUUCAUAUUAUAAAUCAGAGGGUUCAGAUGAAGCAGACUAUAGCUGAGGAGGUUGGAGCAGGAGAAAGAGGAAUGUCAAGACAAAAAUCUGGUCUUCUCUGUGCCAGAAGAUCUAAUAAGAGGAAGAAGAAAGAAGUUCCCUACAGUUCAGUUUAUCAUGAAGAUUUCGAAGGAGAGGAACCUGUGGUUUAUGAAGAGGUAUCUUUAUACUACCCUCGGCCAAAUAGGAAACGGCCAAUUGUCCUUAUCGGCCCGCCCAAUAUUGGCCGGCACGAGCUACGGCAGCGACUUAUGCGCGAUGCGGCGCGAUUUGCCGCCGCUAUUCCUCACACAUCUCGCACCCGGCGCGAUGAUGAAACCGAUGGACAAGAUUAUCAUUUUAUUACGAGGUUGCAGUUUGAGCAGGAUAUUCUGGCCCGAAGGUUUGUAGAACACGGAGAAUACGAGAAGGCGUACUAUGGGACUAGUCUAGAAGCUAUCAGGGCAGUGGUAAACCUGGAGAAAAUAUGUGUUCUCAACCUACACCCCCAGUCUCUCCGUAUUCUGAAGAACAGUGACCUGAUGCCCUAUGUUGUAUUCGUAGCACCUCCUUCGCUUGUGCAGCUUAAACGAUGGAAGAUGGAAAACCUGGAGCAGGUGGAUGACGAGGAGCUGGAGGACAUCAUCAAGAGAGCUCGGGAGAUGGAGGAGAGAUAUGGACACUACUUCGAUAUGAUCAUCAUUUACAGUGAUCCUGACCGAGCAUACCAGAGUUUAGUAGAGGAGAUUAAUCUGUUAGAAAGAGAACCACAAUGGGUUCCAGGCUCCUGGCUUAAACAGGACAAAGGACUUUACUAGAUUUUUGUUCUCGCUGAUGUUCUUCCAAUCUUCUAAUUGCAAUAAUCCAGGUUCUGCAGUACAGUACAGUCUGCAGUACAGAAUCCUUGUACUUAUAAUCAGUAUUCCAGAUUCUGCAGUACGGAACAAACAAAAACAAUCAUCCUGACUAAAGUACUGCAGUUACGUUUACAGUAACACUCGUGGUUUCAAAUCAAAAUAAAAGUUUUUGUACAUACUUUGUAGAUUGUCAGCUGAUGUACAUGUAAUACUGUACAACAGUAAACUGUACACUUAUAUAU